AACAGAAAACCGCCCGGUUUCGUGUACUUUCUUCUGAAGUUCCUUAUAAAAGAAUUAAAAGUGUUUCAAUGAAAUUAUUUGCGAUCAGUUUAAUGUUUGUCGCAUGUUUCUGUAUACUGAUUGGGUUGAUACAGAACGUUGUGAACACGGACCAUGGAGGAAUAUAUCCCACUGACAGAAAUAUUGUUCAUUUGAAUGGAGAUGAUGUAAAUUUAUGGUGGUUUGUACAGCUCUCAGAUAUCCAUGUUAGUAAGUUUCAAGACCCAAAGAGGCCUGAAGACUUAGCCAAAUUUUGCCAACAUCGUCUUCCGAAAAUAGCACCAGAACUUUUUAUUGUGACAGGAGAUUUGACUGAUGCUAAAUAUAAAAAUGAGAGAGGCUCGACACAAUUUAUUGAAGAAUGGAAACGUUAUGAAGAAGUAAUCACCUUAUGUCAAAAGUAUAACAAUAAUGUGAAGUGGCUGGAUGUAAGAGGAAAUCAUGAUGCAUUCAAUGUACCAGAUUUGGAUCACAAAAAAAAUCUUUUUAGAACAUACUCUGGACAAGGGGAGACAAAUCCUUCCUCAUAUAAAUACACACACAAACUGAAGUUUGGGGAGUACAGUUUCAUUGCCAUGGAUGCCACACCAAACCCUGGACCGAGGCGACCAUUUAACUUUAUUGGAAUUCUCAGAGAGAAACAAAUAAAUUUACUGAAUAAGAUGUCCCUGGAAAGUAGUUCAAGCAACAUGACCUUUUGGUUUGGACAUUAUCCAACUUCUCUCAUCAUCACUGAAGAUGGAUCCAACAUCCGCCAACUAAUGAGAAAUGCCAGUGCAUACUUCUGCGGACAUCUCCAUCUAUCAGGCUUGCAUACCAGGCACAAAACAGGGACCUAUGAACUGGAGCUGGGAGACUGGAAACACAACAGGAUGUACAGAAUUGUAGCAGUGGAUAGCAAUGUAAUGGCCUUCUCAGACCAAGCUUUCCAUGAAGAGCCAGUCAUCAUUUUUACCAAUCCCCAGCAUGCAAGAUUUCCAGCACCACAGAAAGUAACCUCUACUCAUAUCAGGCUGUUGAUAUUUCCACCCUCACAUGCCUUAACAGUUGACCUUUACAUUGAUAAAGUUAAGAUUGGGGAGGCUCAGAAUGUUAAAGGGCCCUUGUAUGUGUUACCAUGGAAACCUGAGCAAUUCAAAAGUGGUCUACAUCACAUCACAGCUGUGAUCAAGGAAAAUGGGUUCACCAUCAAAGAGAAAUCUCAGUUAUUCUCCUUGGAUGGAACGACUGAACCAUUUCCAUUGCUGGCACGUAUUGUGCUCAUGGUGGACUUGCUUUUUAUUGGAAAGCUCUUGUUCUAUUUUCUUGCUGUUGUGUAUGUUCUAGUGCUGUGCCUCUUGAGGAAAUGUGCUGACAUUAGAUCCUUAAAGCUACAAGGUGAUGCACUACCUGGAAGGUUCAUAAAGAAUUUUAUAAACCGAUGGAUCAGGAGAGUGUGGCUUGUAUCUAAGGCGACCAAAAUCUUCCUAAUUUUAACCUGCUUUACAGCAUAUAUCAUGAUAGGCCCUUGGUUUAUGGCGGAGGUGAUAGACGGCCACACAGGCUUGAUGUUUGUGUGGGGACUUUAUGUUAAAGGAGCCCUACUGCCAGGAUCCCUUACUUAUGUUUAUGGAAUAUUUCAAAUGGUGAGCUACAACAUUCCUUUGCUGUUCCACUUGGGCUACAUCUUGGAUUACCCACAAUCCUUCAGUGAAUCCAACCAACUCCGUCUUUCACACAGAAUAAGACAUCUGUAUAUUCCAAUGAUAGUACUACUGAUAUUUCAGUGUUAUGUGACUCUGAUAGAAUUCCCCCAGGCCUAUGGGACGAAAGCAAUGAUUGUGGGUCCAGUUCGGUCAGGGUCCAUAUUUAUUGGAAUGUAUUGUUAUUAUGCCGCCUUUACUCAUCAUUAUAAAAGUACUGUUCAUACAAGUUGAUUAACUGUGUUAAUUGUAAAUCUUACAACCCAGUGUAUUGUUUAUUUAUUGUAUAAGUUAUUUGGACUUCUUUUUAUCAUGCAUAAAUUUACAUGUAUACAACAGUGAUUUCAUUUUUAAAUUGUUUUAUGAUGUCUGAUAAAAGUAAUGGCCAACAUCAUUUACUGUGCAUAGUUUUAUUAUCACUACGAUGAGCUACAUUAAAUGAAACAAAUAUAUUUUCUAUGGUGGUUCAUGCAGGUAUGAAGAAGCAUGUAUUGCAAAAAGAAAUUAAGGUUCAUGAUCAUGAUGUGGGUCAUUUUACUAUUUUCCGCAAUGAUUGCAAUCCUCACAGCCUGUAUGAACAACCAGAGAAAGCAUUCUAUUGUUUAAUGUAUUAAAUGGUAAUUUCUCUUUGAAUACCUCUUAAAUUAUUAUCACAUGUAGUACCUACAGUACCAAUCUGACUUAUCAGACCCAACCAAACACCGAAGUAAACCCCACUUAACCCCGGGUUUACUUUUGGGUUUACUCUGGGUCCACUCUGGGUUACUUGGAAAUUGCUUUUGGAGUCAACUGUACACAAAAGUGUAAAGUAGACCUGUCUUUUAUCUUGCCAUCCUAUUUCUGUAAUUCCUGCCCCUUGUAUAUUCCGAAUACAAAGUUUGCAUCUGCUUUCAAGGGUGUACAUCUAAGGUGAGUUCAACAGAGCGCUUGCCAAGUUUGUGUUGCGGGUAUAGGGAAUUUUGACGAGUGCUCGCUCUGUUGAACUCGCCUCAGAUUGGGGUUUACUCUCUGUGUCAACUUUAGGUUUACUCUGGGUCCACUCUAGUACCGGUAAACCCUGAGUAAACCCAGGGUUUAGUUGAGGUUUACUUUCUGUUAGGUUGGGUCUGGUCGGUACUGUAGAUAUUCAUAUCUCAAAUCCAUAUGUAACUUAGAAGCAAAAGCCAGUUCCUCUCGUAUACUGAGCUAUGUGAAUUGAAGUUAUUUUAACUGGUUUGAAGUUGAAGGAAAUCUUUCAUGAUUGAGGGUAUUGUAAUACGUACCACACAAAAUCUAGUAGCUAAAACACAAAGAAUUGCUAAAAUUAAAAUUGUUUUUUAUUGUAAAAUCAAAUCUUCUACAGAAACCUUAAACAAAUUAUUGCUGUAAUAAAAAUCACCUAAUCUUAAACAUGCAAAAGGUAUCAGCAGUAUAGAAAACAUACAAAGAAACUGUGACUAGUCAGGACAGGAUGUUCCUGUCGCCAAGGAGACAUAGUGGUCAUGUGAUGAUGUUACCUUGACAACACAAAAAUUUGAAAUGACUUACAUAAAUAUUAUGUAUAUACAUAUAUACACUUUGUGAGAUGUUACUUCAUAUUUUUAUGCUUUUCUUUUAGUUGCCUUUUCAUCUCUGCUUAUUCAUUUUCAUAAACUAAUACAUAAAAAUACAUCUCAAGUUUACAUGGUUUUACUCUUCCUAUAGAAUGAUUUUUUGUGCUUGUUAAUAUUUUAACAAAAUUCAAAA
Messenger RNA from Magallana angulata, 3446 nucleotides. Its product is annotated as transmembrane protein 62-like. Gene Ontology annotation, molecular function: hydrolase activity. The coding region runs from base 69 to 1955 and encodes 628 amino acids. Lineage: Eukaryota; Metazoa; Mollusca; Bivalvia; Ostreida; Ostreidae. The transcript has 14 exons. The record is from RefSeq and is a predicted model, not a curated record.